AUGAACCUGCCUUCUCGGGGGAAUGAGGUGGAUGUGUCGAAUGUCGAAGUCGAAGUUCCGCAUCAACUCGUCAUCAACCACGCAGAGAAAUUUUCGUAUUCAUGGAUCAAGAUGGAAGACAACUUGAAGCAACGUUUUGUGCGAGCAUACGCCAAGACGAAGGAGUUUAAGAACGAAGACAGGUGGACUCUUCUUCGUGAAGGCGAGAUCAUUUCGCAGAGUCAUGACACAAGCACCACGGCUCAUCUCGGCAACUACUACGACAAGAAGCGAUCGUUGGUAGAGUUUAAGGAAGGCGAUUAUGUGAUGCUGGUGCCACGAAACAUACCGUUGAAGCACGCUCAAGUCAAAAACAAGAAUGAAAAGGCGAAGCUCGUGCCUCGAUUCAUUGGGUCGUUCAAGAUACAAGGAGUUGUGAACGCCAAUGCGAUGCGAACGAUUUCAAGGAAGACAACUCCUAUCAUUCACCACGACGCGGGAAAUAAACUGCACAUCGUUGAAGCGCUGUUGAAGCAAAGAGAGUUCAAUCGGAAGAAAGAGUACUUGGUCCAGUGGCAUGGUUUGCCCGAGCACGAAGCAACUUGGGAGCUUGAGCGCAGCAUCAAGGACGCCAUUUCAAACGAUUACUGA
Messenger RNA from Aphanomyces astaci, 630 nucleotides. RefSeq lists its product as hypothetical. The record is from RefSeq and is a predicted model, not a curated record. Lineage: Eukaryota; Oomycota; Saprolegniomycetes; Saprolegniales; Verrucalvaceae. The transcript has 4 exons. The coding region runs from base 1 to 630 and encodes 209 amino acids.